AUGCUUAGAGCAUUUACCAUUCUGUUCGGUUCUCUGCUAGAAAAGAAGCGACGAACUAAAAAGCUCCUUAGGGAUUUCUGGCAGUUUUCACUUGCAAGUGUUCAACAUAAGGCGGAACAAAAGAGGCUUUUGGCUUCUUCUACUUGUUUUCGUCAAGUGAAUAUUUGGUUAAGCAGUCAAAAGGAGAAGAGUUGA
This is a messenger RNA of Clunio marinus, 195 nucleotides long. Lineage: Eukaryota; Metazoa; Arthropoda; Insecta; Diptera; Chironomidae. The record is from the annotation of a GenBank genome assembly.